Girardinichthys multiradiatus is the source of this 3226-nucleotide messenger RNA. RefSeq names its product photoreceptor outer segment membrane glycoprotein 2-like. Gene Ontology annotation, biological process: visual perception. The record is from RefSeq and is a predicted model, not a curated record. NCBI's taxonomy places the organism in Eukaryota, Metazoa, Chordata, Actinopteri, Cyprinodontiformes, Goodeidae. Gene Ontology annotation, cellular component: membrane. The transcript has 4 exons. Bases 344 to 1444 code for a protein of 366 amino acids.
CUUUGUGAUAUCUUCGUCACUACAACCACUCGGCUCACUCGUGAACGAAGUAUGAGGACAUCAUGGAGAAAAUAAACAGAUAUGAGGAUGACGUCUACUGUUACAAGUGAAAUCAGAGAACAGGAAGCUUUCUUCAGUAUAACCAUAAUGCAGCGUCUGCUCGAUAUCAAUUAUAACUACCGGAGUAAGCUGCUUAUGAAAGGACCUACAGAGAACCUACAACCAAAGCCCCUCCACUGCCCCAUCUGGAGGAUAAACUGUUCCUUUUCCAUUAUCUACUUACAUCCCACCAUUAAUCCCACCUUUGCCUUAAAAGAAAACUAAAAAAAGAGAGACACAGACAAUGGCAGUUUUAAAGGUGAAAUUCACUAAGACCAGAAGGGACAAGCUGGCCCAGAUCCUCUGGAUCCUCAACUGGAUCUCUGUGGUUACAGGGGCCAUCCUGUUCUGCUUGGGACUCUUCCUCAAGGUGGAGAUCAACAAGCGUGAAGAGCUGAUGGCAGAGAAGGACAUCCACUACGUUCCCAACAUGCUGAUAGCUGUGGGUCUCAUUGCUUGUGUUAUCAACUUCCUGGGUGGGAAGAUCUGCUAUGACUGUGUGGACACCGUCAAGUUCUUGCGCUGGAAACUGAUAAUGCUGCCCUACAUUGUGUGCACCUUCUUUUUUACCCUGUGCGUGCUUGUGGGGGCUUUGAUGUGUUACAGCAUGCACUGGGAGCUGGAGGAGGCUCUGAACCUGGGCCUGAUGCAGGCCAUGAGGUUUUAUAAGGACACAGACAUGCCAGGACGCUGCUUCCUGAAACACACCGUGGAUAUGCUGCAGAUACAGUUUCAGUGCUGUGGGAACAGUGGUUACAAAGACUGGUUUCAAAUCCAGUGGAUAAGCAACCGUUAUUUGGACAUGUCCAAAAAGGAAGUGGUCGAUCGACUGAGGAGUAAUGUAGAGGGGAAGUACCUGAUGGAUGCAGUCCCGUUCAGCUGCUGUAACAUCAACUCACCUCGGCCCUGCAUCCAGCAGCAGAUUACCAACAACUCGGCCCACUUCAACUAUGAGCACCAAACUGAGGACCAGAACCUCUGGAUGAAAGGCUGCCGACAGGCACUGCUGGAGUACUACACCCACAUUAUGCAGUCUAUUGGUCUUACAGUUCUCAUUACAUGGCUCUUUGAGUUAUCAGUUUUGACAGGCGUUCGUUACCUCCAAACCUCCCUGGAAAACAUGGUGAGGCAGGGAGAUCCUAACUCUGAAUCUGACGGCUGGCUCCUAGAAAACAGCCUCAUGGAAACGGCCCGGACCAACCUGAGCAUCAUAAAGAGCCUUGGCAAGAGCAACCAGAUAGACACAGUUGACAAUGGAGACCCCAACAUUGAUGUCCCAUCCACCUCCAAGGCGCAUUACGGCCCAGACAAUGUUCCACCAAAGCAGAAAACGGAAACAAGCUAAGCUGUUUCAGACCAAAAGACCCCAUCGAAGAGCAUCUCCAAAGCAAUGAGCUGUUGUCCUCCUGAUACAGACUACAUCUGUAUUUUUGUUACUUAAAAAGUGUUGAUGGCUGUUUAAAUAUAUAUUAUGGAUGUCAUAUAUAAUAUAUGUAUUUCAAGAUAUUGGUCAACUACAUAUUCAUGGACAUGUUUCAUUGUUGCCAUGUUGGAUUCUUUUGGUGGCAAGACAUGGAGUGAGAUGGUUAAACACGACUAAAGACUAACACUUGUGUCAACUUAACAAAAUAACUUAAUGAAAGCGGCCUUGCCAUUAAUGAUGUUUAAGUUCAAGUUCAUAUUAAAUUUACUGAGCAGGUUUUAAAAAUAGUCCAACUUCUGGUUGCAGUGAUGGAGUAAAGUAUUAAUUGUGUAACACGCCCAACGGUUUUGCUACAGAAAAAUGUUGAGUGGAUUACUUCUUAAAUGCUUACUGUUAAACCAAUGUUUGGGUUUAUUAGUGGGGUAUUCAGGUGUAUAGAAAAUUUGUCCCAUAGAUUAUUCACCAGCUGAAGGCAGACAUACUUGCUCACUUGCAGAAGGACCCUUAGAAGAGGUGGAGAAAACUGUUCACUGAGUACUCCUGUCGCAGCUCCUGGGUUUCUCUUGUGACUAAAGUACCUUAGCUUGUGUAGCCUGACCUUCAUGUCCCAAGAGGGAGGUGCCAUGACAUAUCAUGGAAAAGCUGUUAGUAUUUCUACCCCGGGUCUAGUCAGGCUCAGUCUCUUCCUUAAAGCCUGCCAUGGUUUAAUGAAAACAAAACAAAAAAUUCUCCUACAUGCUUGUUGCCCUUCAAAAAACAAAAUCUGCAAACCAACUAGAUGUUAAGUACUGCUUUCACACAGCUUGCUUUACAAGUUCUGCCAACAAUGGCAGAAGAUGACUGGAGGUACAGUUGGAAAUUAAUUUAUUGUGUCCUUAUUGGUUUUUAUGAACAAUAAAGUUUGUUAAUUAACAGUGGAGGCAGAGCAAUGCAUGUAAUGUUAUAAUUUUAUUUAACAAAAAGAUGAUUAAAACUAUCUGUAAAACUGGCCACUGGGAAUAAAGCACACUUCAUUAAAAAUAGGAAUGCAAUAAAAUACUAAACUAUGUUGCUUUUGGGAAUGAUAGCAGACAUUAAGUUAAUUCAAUGAUUAGUUACAAUCUCAAACCAGUGGUAGGGAAUAUAAGGUCUAAUCCACCUCAUUCCUACAACCCAUAAUGCUUUGUUUGAAUUAUGGCUAUGAAGAGCCUGAAAAGUUCAGUGGCCUAUCUGUACUGUUACAGUAACUGUCGUGAUUCUUUGAGCUUUGUGUUUUUGCUUUGUCCGAAUCCUUUGCUCUGGUUGUUCUAUUUUGAGUUGUUUUGGUGGUUGAUUUAAAUUUAGCUGUUUUCGUAGUUUUCAUUUGUGUUUAGUUGCAGUUCUUGUUAUCUCAUGUUGAUCAAUUUACAGUUUUCCCCGUGUCAACCUGUGUUAUUCUGAUACCUCUGUGUCCUUAGCCAAGUUUCCUCAGGUUCUCAGUAUAGCUCCCCUCACAGCUGCAAUUACUCCUGUUGAUUAGACUCAUUUAGUCCUGCUUUCCACUUUUUCACUGCAGUUUUAAGUCAGUUUCCCAUACUCCUUGCCAGAUUCCUCAAAUAUCUGUUGUUUCCCUGUUGUCAUGCCUUUUCCUUUUGUCCUGCUGUUCUGCUCAUGUCCCUUUCCAUAACUCCUCUGUUAUUGUACGUUUUUUGGGUGCUCAAAAACUUCAUUAAACAUGACAGUAAA